Messenger RNA from Bombina bombina (fire-bellied toad), 1710 nucleotides. RefSeq names its product olfactory receptor 12D2-like. NCBI's taxonomy places the organism in Eukaryota, Metazoa, Chordata, Amphibia, Anura, Bombinatoridae. Gene Ontology annotation, molecular function: olfactory receptor activity; G protein-coupled receptor activity. The record is from RefSeq and is a predicted model, not a curated record. Gene Ontology annotation, cellular component: membrane. Gene Ontology annotation, biological process: G protein-coupled receptor signaling pathway.
AUGCAAAUUCUUACGAUAGACAGUAUCAAGCUAUACGUAAGAUAUAUUGAUGAUGUGUUUCUAGUGUGGCGAGGAUCAGAGGAAUCUUUGAAGAAAUGGGUUGAUACUCUUAACAAUAUUGACUCUACUAUUCGCUUUAAGUACUCCUGUGAUAGUAGAAGUAUACCCUUUUUGGACUUAAAUAUCACAAUUUCCACUGAUGAUGAGGGUUGUAAAUUUUCCACCUCAUUAUACUCAAAGCCUACUGAUAAAAACUCCUUACUGCUGUCCACAAGCUACCAUCCGGGACAUCAAAAAAGAGGGGUUGUCUGCUCUCAGCUCACGCGAGUGGUUCGCAAUAAUACACUGCCGGAGACAAGAAGGAUCCAAGAGGAAGAAAUGGUCAAUAAACUGGAACAGCGAGGGUAUGGACGAAAAUUGAUUAAAAAGGUACAUACUGAAUUGGCACAACAAGAUCAAAAGUCACUGCUUCUGCCUCAGGGUGUGAAGAAAAAUGUGGAAGAUGUAAGUGAUAACAUCAAUUUUGUAACAACGUUCAACCCCAUAUCCAAGAUUUUGGCAGAGUCGGUAAAGAAGAACUGGGAAAUUGUGAGCUCAGACAAGACUUUACCCUUUACACGUAUGAAAGCCCCACGGAUGGUAUACAAAAGAGCACCCAAUUUAAAGGAUAUUUUGGUCCACAAUGACCCAACAAAGUGUUACGAGAAGGGGACAUGGUUGGAUGCAAAAAGGAAACUGGGAUGCUACAGGUGUGGGGACUGCACUACGUGUAAUAAUACCCAAACUGCUCUGGACUCAAUUAACCAAACAGCAAUAACUGAAUUUGUCCUGCUUGGCCUGACUGAUGAUGUGAAUCUAUUUGUGAUGUUUUUAAUAUUCUUUCAAGUGACCCUUACUGGAAAUCUAUCAAUUCUUCUAUUCAUUAUUUUAGAUGCACAUCUUCACACACCUAUGUAUUUUUUCUUGGGAAAUCUAUCGUUUUGUGAUAUUUGCUUCUCUUCUGUUACCGUGCCAAAAAUGCUAUAUGAUUUCAUAUUUCUCCAGAAGACCAUUUCAUUUUGUGGUUGCAUCUCUCAAAUACACUUUUUUCACUUAUUUGGAAGUGCAGAAGCAACUCUUGUCACUGUGAUGUCUUAUGACCGCUAUAUUGCAAUUAUUAACCCUUUACGCUACACCCUCAUAAUGAAUACUAAGGUUUGUAUCAUCCUGGCUUUUGGAUCUUGGCUAACAGGGUUUUUGCACUCUUUACUACACACUAUACUAACCGCAAAGCUUCCAUUUUGUGGCCCUAAUCUAGUUAAUCAUUUCUUUUGUGAUGUUAAGCCGGUAUUAAAGUUGGCCUGUACUGACACAAGUCUCAAUUUAAAGCUUGUUACAAUGAUAACUGGAUAUUUAGCAACUGCGUCCUUUCUUUUAACACUUUUCCCUUACAUUAUAAUUAUAAGAUAUGUGUUGAAAAUAAAUACGGUAGAGGGCAGAAAUCGUGCAUUUUCUACCUGCAGUGCCCAUUUCACCGUAGUUCUUCUGCUUUAUGGGACUGCUAUGUUCACAUAUUUGAGAUCUACAACUCAAGACUCAUUAAAUCAAGACAGAGCGGCUGCAGUGCUGUUUACUGUGAUAACCCCAGCACUAAACCCCAUCAUUUAUACCUUAAGAAAUAAGGAAAUGAAGAGAGCAAUCAAAAGGGUUUUACACUAUGCAAAACUAUAA